Molecule: messenger RNA, 762 nt
Organism: Dioszegia hungarica
Lineage: Eukaryota; Fungi; Basidiomycota; Tremellomycetes; Tremellales; Bulleribasidiaceae
Product: armadillo-type protein
Exons: 5
Coding region: 1-762 (253 amino acids)
Biological process (GO): regulation of translational initiation
Cellular component (GO): cytoplasm; eukaryotic translation initiation factor 3 complex
Molecular function (GO): translation initiation factor activity; ribosome binding
Source: RefSeq, a predicted model, not a curated record
AUGUCCGAAUCAACAUCCGCAGCGCCCGUAAAGAGCCUCAACGAGUGGCACAGCCCGUCCAGCCGGACAGAGGUCAUCCACGAGCUCAUCCACGGCGUCGACCGAUACAACCCUACGAACCUGUCAUAUAUGGAGGAGUACCUCCAAGCGCAGGUCCAAAGCGGGGAAUAUGAUCUCCUCGCAUACCUUGCCGUUCUGAAAUUGUACCAGUUCAACCCCCACAUGUCAAAUCCCGACAUCAUCACCCACAUCCUCCUCAAAGCGCUCUCGCACACCGUCCACGGACCCGACUUCACUCUCUGCCUCCACUUGCUCCGGGAACCAGCGGCCAUCUUGUCCGAUAUCGACUCGGACGACCAGAGUCUGGUGGUUGUCUUGCCAUUCUUGCAAAAGCUGCAUCAGCUGAGCCGGACGUGCCAGUUUACGCAGUUCUGGUCGGAACUGAACGGCGAGUCUGAGGGUGCGAGCACCCUGCGCGAUGUCUACCUCCCCCAAAACCCUCAUUUCACAUCUACGACUCAGCUCAACUUUGCCCGCUCCAUCUCUUCUAGCUUCUCACGGAUAAAGACGGCGCAGCUCGCGCGGUGGUUGGACCUGUCAGAGGGGGAGGUCAAGCAGUGGGCUGAAAAGGCGGGAUGGAAGGUGGAUGGCGAAAUGGUGGCGAUUCCAGGAAACGGAGACAACGAUGUCAAGGCGGGUGUGGUGAAUGAGCAGGUCGAGCUGAGCCAAUUGACAAAACUUAUCGCUGCUGCGGCUUACUAG